Messenger RNA from Toxoplasma gondii ME49, 2286 nucleotides. Its product is annotated as SAM-dependent methyltransferase. NCBI's taxonomy places the organism in Eukaryota, Apicomplexa, Conoidasida, Eucoccidiorida, Sarcocystidae. The record is from RefSeq and is a predicted model, not a curated record. The transcript is spliced from 7 exons. Gene Ontology annotation, molecular function: RNA binding. The coding region runs from base 1 to 2286 and encodes 761 amino acids.
AUGAAGAUCGCUUCUCUCUGUCAGAGGCCUCUACAGGCCAGGCAAAUCUGCAUGCACCGAAAGGCGAGUUCACGACUGUCUUCUCUCGCUGCGUCUCGUGCCUGUACCUUCUCCGGCUCAUUUUCUUCCUGUCUCUCUUCUUCCUCUCUCUCUGUUCCACGUCUUCCUCCUUCUCACAUGCCUGAUUCCUCUUAUGUAGUACCCUCCUCUGUUGCUGGAGGCGCGGACUCGCGUUCUCCACCGACUGCAGACUGUUCUUUCUGUUGUUCUUCCGUAGUAUCUUCCACUCUUUCUCCUCGUCUCCGGUUUCUCGCGUCUCCUGUCAAGCCUCUGUUGGCGUUCUGGUCUCCACUUUCUCAUGUUUACUCAUCAUGCACGUCGUCCUCACUGUCCACUGUGUAUCUCGGUUGUCGCCGGAAGUCGUUUGCAUUCGUCUCUUCUCCUUUUUCCUCGCACUCGGCUUCCUGUCUAGAGAGAACAGUUCCUGUCGACGGUUCGACCUCUCUUGCACCGUCUCGUACUUUGUCUUCGCCGCCUCUCGGCACUGGUUUCACUCUCUCGCUGAGGCAUGACGCCCCCUUUGUUCCCGCCUGCCUGGGUUCCUCUCUCGUUGCAACAGACGCCCAACUCACCGCUCCUCUCCUCUUCUCGCGUUUCGCCUCGACGUCACAGCUCCUUGGUGUCUCUGCUUCUUCACGGAUCUCCCCCAACCAUGCUUGUGUACUCCAUUCUCUGCGCUUUUCCUCGACAACGCAUGCUGGCAAGCAUCGCGAAGACAGGCUGUCUCUUCCUGCCGCGCAUGUCGAGAGAUUGCGUUCUGUUUCUGUUCCCCACUCUGGCUUUGCCUCUUUCUCGCGGCGAAGACCCAGAGCGAGCGCAUCUUCUUUUCUUCUCCAGGACACACCAGCAAAACGCCCCCGUCUUCUUGUGAAAUCAGCCGCAGCGGCGAAUCUGCAGAGGGGUCGCCCCUGGAUUUUCAGGAACGACGUCCUCAACGCGGACGAGCUCGACGUGCAUGCACCUUGCUUCGUGGAAGUCGCUGCCGAUGAACGGGGAGACACCUCCCUCGGCGUGGCUCUGUACAAUGCAGAGUCGACCGUCGCCGCCAGAGUGUUUUGUCGCGAUCGCUUUCAGAGAAUCGACGAAGGCUUCCUCGCGCUCCAGCUGCGACGUGCUGCGGAUUUCCGCCGAAGGCAUUUCACACAUCCUUUCUACCGCGUCUGCAACGGAGAAGGCGAUGACCUCCCAGGCAUUAUUCUGGAUAGGUACGGCCCCCACUUCGUUCUCCAGUUGAAUGCCGCAGGGCUCGACGACUUCCUCCCGGUCCUUCAGCCGGUCAUCGAAGACGUUUUCGAAGCCGAGCUGUCGACUUUGCUUCUGCGGAAUGAUUCGCCGUUGAGACGACUGGAAAAACUCCCCUUGACGAAGUCCUUCCUCUCAGGGUAUCGCGACACCCCCGUCGAACUUCUUGAAAAUGGAAGCACCUUCCUGGUCGAUCUCCUUGAAGGCGAAAGAACCGGGUGGAAUUUCGAGCAGCGACCCACUCGCGAAAUGCUCGCUCCUCUCUGCCGCCGCCGAACCGUUCUCGAUCUGUUUUCUCACGGAGGCGCGUUCGGCAUUCAGGCAGCCACACACGGGGCUUCCGUUGUGGUGUGCGUUCACCCGUCUAGUGCGUCUGUAGAGCUGGGCCGGCGGAACAUCGAAGCCAACAGCUUUUCAGAUUGCGCAGUUCACGUUCAGGCAGACAUCCUUCCUUUUCUGCUUCAGCUCGCCACAGACAUAAACGCCCAUGAUUCACAGUCAGGAGGUUCUGCACGUAAUUCUAUCGGAACGCUCCCGUCGUCCGCGGGGAAGGACGCUUCUCCGAGCGACUCCCGGCCACUGUUACCUUGGUUGCAUGAUUCCGUUUCACGCGAAAGAACUGCAGAAGCGGUUGCAGUCGCGAGAGCCUCCGGCAUAGAAAAAUUCGACGUUGUCGUGUUGGAGAUGCCGUCAGUGUUCUCUUUGUCAGCGUCGAAAGCGGCCGACCACGUUGGACAAAUUCUGCGGGCGGCAGUCAAUAUCACGGCACAGGGGGGGCUUCUUCUCAUAAGAGUAGAGAGUACGGCAAUAGGGCGCUUUGAACUCCUUUCCCUCAUUAGAAGAACACUGCAUGUGUGCGGCGAACAAGGAAGAGGCCGUGGAGGAAAAAUUGUCGGCGAGGGAAGCCUGGCAAUAGACCAUCCGAUUAACGUUGCGCUCCCUGAAUCGCGACAUUCUCACUCUUUCCUCAUUGCCUUGGACUGA